Schistosoma haematobium is the source of this 5359-nucleotide messenger RNA. Its product is annotated as Netrin receptor unc5d. Gene Ontology annotation, biological process: netrin-activated signaling pathway. Gene Ontology annotation, molecular function: netrin receptor activity; protein binding. The coding region runs from base 155 to 4012 and encodes 1285 amino acids. The transcript is spliced from 16 exons. The record is from RefSeq and is a predicted model, not a curated record. NCBI's taxonomy places the organism in Eukaryota, Metazoa, Platyhelminthes, Trematoda, Strigeidida, Schistosomatidae. Gene Ontology annotation, cellular component: membrane.
UCAGAAGAACUGAAUUAACUCAUCGGUGGACAUUUAUCCCAAUUAUACAAUAUUUCACUGGGUUAUUAAAUGUUGCCGUUUACAUGAUAAUUUCCUUAAUUAAUUAAUUAUGAAAUUAUGAUUUACAUGUAAACAUUUUAAAGUCAUUUGCAUAAUGUACAAUAAUUUACUACUGUAUUACAUAGUAGUAGUAUUAUCGAUAACAUUCUAUGAUGGCACAUUUAUUUAUACUUUACAACAUGCGACAACCAACGCGAACAAAGCAGUUCUUUUGAGAAGCAGAGUAAUUCAAACAAACCAAGCUUUCAAGGUUGAUGAACAUUCAUUGAACAAAAUGCAGGAUGAUGAAGGAGAUUUAAAGCUUUCUAAAGAAUUCCCAGUACUUGAUACACUGAUAUCUUCGGAAGGAGAUAAAGAUCCAUCAGAUAGCAUAAAUCCAAAAUUAGAAGGCCCAUCUUCAAGAACUAACAUUUAUCACAAUAAUAAUAAUAACAGAAAGAAUAAAAUAAGUGGACAGCGUUUACCAAAAGAUUCCAGUCUACUUGAUUCAUACUGGCCUAAUUCUAAUGUUGGAAACAUAUUUGACAUAGGGUGGGAUCCGAAUCCACCUAAAGAAACUGAUUCACAAGAGGAUUUAGUACAACCAGAUGAAACACAUUUAGAGGGUGUUCCAAUCUUUAUUCAGCAUCCUAAACCACUAUAUUAUACAACGAAAAAUAAACCAGCUACAAUUGAAUGUGUCGCUGAACCAGUUUCACAUGCCGCUAUCAAAUGUGCUGAACAAACAAUACCAUACAAAGGUCCCGGUGAGUCCGGAAUAUUGGAGAUUCAAAGAUUGAACUCAGAUAAUUUACCAGAUCCAGAUGGUAAACGUUGGAAAUUACGCUUGGAAGUCAGAGCUAAAGAUGUGGAGGAAUGGUUCGACACAUAUGUUUGUCAUUGUGAAGCGUGGAACAAAGUAGUUAAAUUACAAAGACCAAAAAAAGUUAUCAGCAACACGACAGAAAUUAAAGAAGCAUAUUUAGAUGAAAAAUUCCAACUGGAACCGGUUUCUACAGAUUUAGCUGUCAGUAAACGUCUUGUGCUAACGUGCCUACCACCUGAAGGAGAUCCUAAUCCUGAAGUUUAUUGGUUAAAAGAUGGAAAGCGUGUUGACACUAAAUCGUUUCCACAUAUUGUAAUUAAUGACUAUAAUCACUUGAUCAUAGAAAAUACAACAACUGCAGAUAGCGGAAAUUAUACAUGUGUAGCAGCCUGUCUAAAUGGUGAGAAAAGACGUGCAGUUGCUCGAGUCAAUAUUUUCCCCUACAAUUCUGCCAUGAAUCGACCGGUAGGUGGUGAUUUGACUAACUGGGGUGAGUGGGGAACAUGCUAUAAAGUCAUAGCAGAAGGAAGCAAUGCUCGAACAGUUUGUCAACAAACCCGUCAUCGUAUAUGUGCCAAUCAAAUAACACCAAAAAAUGAAUUUAAAUCAAUGGAUAUGAGUAAUCUAAUAACAGAUCAGUGUCCUUUGCCUUUAUUCCAGACAAGAAAUUGCUCUUCCAGUCAGUGUAUCAAUUCCAUGAAUAACGCCGUUCUCAAGGGAAUUCACCUUUCAGAUAUAAAAUCACCAACUACUACAUUAAAAAUAUCAAGUUCACAAAUGUUUAAAACUGGAGAAAUCGCAAUUUAUGUUGGUUUAUUUUUGUCCUUAGCCGUGCUAUUAGCGGUUAUUGCUCUAAUAACUAGGCGAAAAAGUUUGAAAUUUUCUACUGCUCGGGCGAUUCGUUAUUCUGCUUGUCUUCAUAGUAAACGUUCAUGUCGACAAGAGAUAGUUAAUAAAAAAGCCCAAGACCUGCUAUUACCCGGUGACAUGUCACAAACUAUGAUUACAAUAAUGAAUCCAAGUGUGGCCGAUACACAUAAUCAGGAAAUGAACAGAAUGAAACCAAGUUAUAAUAGUAACAAUAUAAAUAGUAAAACGUUCGGAGUAAAUGUAAUAAACGGUGCAAUUAAUGGUGUACUAUUUCAACACCAAUUCAACACUACUCCAAUCAACAAUAUUCCUCUAAGUACAGCUGGACAGAGUUUGGUCUUUUCCAAUGGAACAUCUUUGGGGACAGCGACGUCAAUUUUAGCAAACUUACCACCACCACCUGCUCCACCACCUCCACCUCCGACUCCACCACCACCACUACCUCUAUCCUUACCACCGAUUCCAACUACAUCAAUCAAUUUCGAUAGUAGUCACGGAGCAUCAGAUAUUUCCGGUUAUACUGGAUUUCCGAGUACCUUGCCAAGUACACAACAUUUUAUGAAUCUGGCAUCUUGUCAAAUAAAUGGAUAUUUGACCUCUGACCCAUAUUUACAAACAAAUAUCGAGUUUAAUAACCAAGUGGUGAAUUCAGGAACUGAACCUACAUAUGUUGAAUCGGAAGUUGGGCUAUCCAGAAUAGGUUGUGGACCACACUUCUCAACACCUUUAGCUGUUAGCAAUUUAGGUGGUCCAAUCGAGAGUUCUUCUGAUCCUUCUACAGCAAACACAGGUACAACUGUUACUGCAAUUGGAUCUUGUAAUGGAGGAAGCAGUAAUGGAUCAGUAGGAUUGCCUUUAAAUAGAUGUCUAACAAAUAAAAGUCCUAAUAACUAUAACAUAAAUUUUUUAAACGUGGAAAUUGAUGAGUGCAACGAGAAAUGUGAACCAGAAUCUGGGCUAUACCAUGAAUUAUCUUUAGACGCAGUUUCAUCUGAUCGAUCAAUUUUAUGUGAAUUUAAUGAUCCUCUAGAAUUGGAUACGACUAUUCGUAAAACUAUAUCAUGCGAUGAUGACCAACUAGCUUUGCCACGAUCAGGUAUUUUCUUGACCAUACCACAAGGUGCACUACAAUCGAAUUCACUCGUUGAAGUUUAUCUGGCAGUAUGUAGAGAAGAUAAACAUCGUCCUACAUUAGGUGAUCAUCAAACGUUACUAAGUCCCGUUAUUCAAUUCGGACCAGUGGGCUUAAAUCUGUUAAAACCUGUACUCUUAUCGUUUCCUCAUUGCGCUGAAUUAAAUCAAAGUAAUUGGUUAAUACGAGUCUUGGCAUUAGGACCGAAUUUGAAUCGUUCACCUAACAAUCUGAAUACAUCAAAUAUAAACGGAUAUAAAUCCAACUACAGUGCAUUACAUACAAAUUUUGAUAAUUUUAUAUGGCAGGAAGUGGGAAUAAUUGGUUAUGAAUCAAAUGUCACUAAAUUCAUUUGUCACCUUGAUUCAAAUAUGGCACAUCUGAUGACUGAUGUUGCACGGCGUUAUUGUCUAGUUGGUGAAACACAGAAACUUCUGGGCGGUAAUCGCUUAAUAUCAAACCAUAAAAAUUUAAAUCAUACAGAAUUCCAAAAUUUUCCCAAUGGCAUAAAUACGAAUGGCUUGCAAAAUAUAAAUAUCACAAACUUUACGAAUAACAAUAACACUAUGACAGAUAGUACACAGGAUAGUGGAUUAUUAUCUGACAUUCAGCCUGCAACAAAAAUUUUGAAAUUAGCUGCAUUUUCCGGACCACUAACACCAACAAUUGACUAUAAUAUAAGAGUUUAUGUGCUAACAGAUACUAAAGAUGCAUUGGAACAUGUUUUAUACGUCGAGAAACGAUUAGAAGGAAGACUGUUAGAUGAUCCAAAGUCAUUAUUAUUCAAAGACAAUGGUGGAGGGUUGUGUUUUUACAUUGAAGAUAUUUCUCCUGGAUGGAGAAGCCGAUUACAAACUAAAUCACAGGAAAUACCAUUCCGACAUAUCUGGAAUGGUACACAAAUGUCUACGCUGCAUUGUGCAUUUUCACUUGAACAUUUGGAUUCACGACAGCUAAAUGUGUCGUGCAAAAUUAAAGUUUAUCAAGAGAAUUCCCAAUUACAAGAGCAAAUUUUAAAAAUUUCAAACCAAAGAUUUGAGACUUAUACCCAAUAUGAUUUUUUGUGCGACAAGUUUAAAGACAUACACGUUUUGGGGAUUUUUCAACCGGGAAUGAGUGAUGUAUCGUUCAGAUGUUUUAACUAAAUCUACGUAAAUGUUUUUACGUUGGAAGCAUUAUGAUGCCAAGUUAAGACAGAAAACAUACCCAGAAUAAAUAUUAUAAUAUUUGAGAAGAACAUACAAAUUGUCUGUUGACUGUACACUACCGAACAUUUGACCUGAAUAGAUCCUUACAGAUUUUACUACUAACUUUCUUGAACAAAGAAUAACUUUAAACCAUUCAAAUUUUUCCCAGCUGAAAACCGAACAUUCAAGAACAAGAUUCUUCAGUUCCGAAGACCGUAGUUCAGAUAUUCGCUGUUCCCCUAGUUCGUAUCGACUUCCUGUAGUGACUACUCAAAGACUGUGUAAACUGUUGGAUACUAAAGAAGGUGAAUGGCAAAAACUAGCAAAACAUAUGGGAAUGGAGAGGUAUAUAUUUUAUUUGAAAUCACAGCCAAGUCCAACAACAGUUCUUUUAAAUAUGUGGGAAGCUUGUAAUCGUAAUGAACCAAGUGUGAAUGAAUUAAAAACUAUAUUCACCGCCAUGGAUCGAGCAGAUUGCGCAAAUCUAUUAGACUGAGAUAUAAAUAAACAAAACAGUCAUCCUUAAUUUCAAAAAAUAUAUAAAUUGAAAUAGAAAUAUAUAUAUAAUCACAAAUGCAUACAUACAACAAAUAGAUACAUUAACUUGAAGAGAUGAUACAUUUCCAAAAUACAUAUCUUUAAUUAUGAUUUUAUUAACUCCGGAGUCCUAGUGCAUUUAGAAAUAGUAUUGGGCUGCGUUCUAAUGUAUUACCUGGUACACAGUUAACAUAAUUUCCUGCAUCAAACAAAUAUAUAAUACAAGUAAUAUGAGUAACUUUUGCUAAAUUUCAGCAAGCUGCUGACAAGUCUUUCUUUAUAUCUAAUGUUCACCGUAAACGAUUAAUUUCUACACUGAUUAGUACUGCCUAUGGGUUGUUCAUAACCGGUAAUAAAUUGGGAAUACCAAAAUAUACAACAAAAGUAAUUCAAUCGAAAACAUUAACAUCCAGAUAUACCAUACUAUAAAAUGGAAACUCAGUGUUCAAUCACUGACAAAUUGAAGAAAUUGCAUUUAAUUUUCACAACGAAUUGUGAUGUUGAUUAGAGUCUAUAUCCCAUACACUUUGAAUAAAAGCAUAAAUAAUCAUACAAGUAUUCGGAUUGGAAAAAAUUCAGCAAUCUCCUUGUAUUAAUACAUGAAACAUUUUUUUUAGUUCAAUGAAGCACCGAGUUAUAUUUUGCCAUGUACGCCCUUUUAAUUGCCCUCUUGUAAGUGGUUGCUUAUAUAAUAUUUAUGAUUUGUACAGAAAACAGUUUUAAAGUAAAGAAAUCAUCAUGAACGCAUCAAUUGUGAAUAAACGAGAA